Molecule: messenger RNA, 4218 nt
Organism: Erpetoichthys calabaricus (reedfish)
Lineage: Eukaryota; Metazoa; Chordata; Cladistia; Polypteriformes; Polypteridae
Gene: sdsl
Product: serine dehydratase-like
Exons: 8
Coding region: 264-1235 (323 amino acids)
Biological process (GO): L-threonine catabolic process; L-serine catabolic process
Molecular function (GO): threonine deaminase activity; L-serine ammonia-lyase activity; pyridoxal phosphate binding
Source: RefSeq, a predicted model, not a curated record
AACUCGAUAAAGCUUACGAGUCCAACCGUCAUUAAAACCCAGAAGUAGAAGAGUCCUCCAGUUUAUACUGUAACUAAGACACACAGUUAGUCCGAUCAGCCUGAUAUAACCCUGAAGGAAUUGAAGCUUUGCAGAUCCCGAGCGCACGCCGUUUAUCAUUAAUCGGUUAGUCCUCCUGCGGCACUAAACUCUGCACCUUCUCCUUUCGCAGAAACCUCCGCGCCUUGUCCGAGCAGCCAAGUGACAUUGUGAAUCGAUGAGCCAUGUCCUCCCCCAGUCAGCCAUUCCACCUGGUGUCUCCUUUGCUGGAGAGUCUAUCACUGACCAAGAUUGUUGGAGCUCCGGUGUUCCUCAAGAUGGACAACACCCAACCCUCUGGUUCUUUUAAAAUUAGAGGGAUUGGUCACUACUGUCAGCAGGCUGCCACUCACGACUGUCAAGGCUUCGUCUGCUCUUCAGGGGGUAAUGCCGGCUUAGCCACUGCGUAUGUGGCCAGGAAGCUGAACAUCCCAGCCACUGUCAUUGUCCCCUCGUCAACUCCAGAUUUGACGGUUCAGAAGCUGCGGGAAUACGGAGCCUCUGUGCAGGUGUUUGGACAGGUGUGGGACGACGCUGACAGGGAAGCUCACAGGCUGGCUGAAAGUCAAGGCUUGAAGUACGUCCCACCAUUUGACCACCCGCUCAUCUGGCAGGGCCAUUCGACAGUCGUGAAGGAGCUCCGAGACCACCUUCCCACUAAACCUGGAGCCAUAGUAGUCGCAGUGGGCGGAGGGGGGCUGCUGUGUGGAGUGGCCGAGGGCGUGAAGGAAGUGGGCUGGGAGGAUGUGCCCAUCAUCGCCAUGGAAACCAUUGGGGCCGACAGUCUGAAUGCGGCAGUGAAGGCCGGCAAGCUGGUGACCCUCCCGGACAUCACGAGUGAAGCCAAGUGCCUCGGAGCCAAGACUGUGUGCCCAAGGGCACUGGAGGUCACCCAGCAGUUGCCGAUUCUGUCGCAUGUUGUCACCGAUCAGCAGGCUUUGCAGGCCAUAAAGAGCUUCUUAGAUGAUGAGCGAGUGCUGGUCGAGCUUUCCUGCGGGGCCGCACUGGGGGCCAUCUACAGCGGACUGAUCACUAGACUGCAGACGCAGGGACAGCUACCUGCCCAGCUGGGCCCCCUAGUGGUCAUUGUGUGCGGUGGCAGCGGCAUCAACCUGGACCAACUUCUGAAGUACCAGGAAAAAAUAAUGAAAGGUUAAAAAUGGAACAAAGUGGGGGCGAGGAUUGGGGGAUGGUGUUGAUGGUUAUGUGUUUUGGGGGGGGGGGGGUCUGGUUCAUUACUUACAUCCAAGGGGUAUUGGUGGUGUCAUUUCAUGAAUGAACUGGGGCAACCUUCAGAUUUGUAAUUGGACUUUAGUAUAGCACUGGGACUUGUGAGCCUUGAGAUUUAGUGAUGACCAAUCAGAAUGGGGGCUGAAGAAUCUCUGACUGGGAGCAGUAACUGGGACAUUUAAAGUAGAAGUGGAAGGCCAGGAGGGGCUUAUGGAUGAAGUUGGGAGUCUGGGAUCACGUGGAAGGCUGGAAAGUGAAUACUGAAUGAGUAGGAGAAAGCAGUGGGACAGCAUGUGAUAAGGACGGACCUGAUGAGGCCUCCUUGGUGACAGCUUGGUGGGAUUAGAGAUGUCCAGGUAGCAGCAGCCUUCACAGCCUUUGUCGUUUCCUGACUAAGACGAGUCGCCUUCCGAUCACAACGUCCUUAACCCAGACUGCCCUAGGUCACCAUGAUGGUGGAGUCGGCCCUCCAGUCAGGGUCAGGGUCCAGCUCCAGAUUCCCUGCCCAACCCGUCCACAUUCAAAGUCACCUACCGUUUUUCUUUUUGUUUUUUUUUAUUACUUUCUGGGUCAGUGUUGUCGCAUUUCAGUGAGUGAAAGCCUCGCACAUUAGCACCUUAACUUCCCCCUUAAUCUUAACUUCUGCAGUGAAGCUGCGAUAUCUCUGGUGACCUCUGCAGGCCACAGCUGGAAAUGCAAUUCAGCAAGAGUUGCAAAAAGCCAGGAGAUUAUUUGAUAAAAACUAAAUCGAGUAGACAAAAAGAAAAAUGUCGUUAAAUUCGAUCACAAGCACCUCUGAAAUGUGCAGGGCGAUUAGUCUAAACAAGCCAGUGGUCAUAGUGCCCCUGCACUUAUGGCGCCUUGCCCUUCAUUAUGGGGCACAGUUCUAUAUUAAUUGUGCAAUCAUGUUGCAUUUGGGAAUUGCUUUUUCAGAAGCCUGGCUGCCAUGUGCGUGCACAAUUGCGCCUUAGAAAUGUGUUGGCCACCUUCACACACACACACACACACACACACACACACACACACACACACACACACACACAGUGUCACGUGCCAUCUCUUUGCUCCUUUAAAAAAAAGACCUCCUGGGAUUUCAGUCGGAGGUCCCGAAAGGCGACCUUCUAAUCCUCGUUUAAGCGCUGCACCGAUAGACUAUUUUCAUCGUGUGGCCACUAAGAGGGCACCACAUACCAAACCUUCGACUCUAGUCCAGGUUCAAAGGCUGUUUUACUCUGAAAGAAAUCGCCUUUUCAAGUCCCGCUGAUUCAUUUGUGUGCUCCGUUUUUGCUCCCGCUACUGUAAAGAUGGACCUUCGGCUGAGCGACGAGUGCUCAGGUGUGUGAAUGGACACCCUCGGGAUUCAGUUACUUGGAUGAGGAUUCAAUAAAUUAUGUGCCACGAGAACCUGGGAAAUUAGAGUGACAUUUGACUCCGAUGAGAAUGGGAAAGGCGCUAUAUAAAUAUAAUGUAUUAUUAUUAUUGUACGACACGGCUUUGUGAAGUCCCGUCUCCACUUGGCACUGUACAAGUAAAGGCGCUAUAUUACAAGAAAUCCGAAGAUCAUUUGGUCAUUAAUGUAUUCGAGUGUGUCUGUAAAAUAAACCUCAAAUUAAAUACCUGAUUAAUAAAGGUUAGCGCGACUCCAAUUACGGCAGCAUGCUAUUACUUGCAAAUACGCUAGGCGGCACCCUUGCACUUCAUGUAAGAAUGUACUAUAAUGCGAGCGCGCUUUAAAAUGAAAACGUCUACGGCGUGAUAUUAAGAAUCGUAUGUAACUUAUCUUGGUGUGUUCGAUAUAGCGCCUUUUGCGACGGGUGCUGGUGAAAAUAUUGAAAUCAGCAUUGUGUAAACCUAAGAUAUUUUUGCUAAUGCAUUUAAUGGAAGGACAAAAUGCUAUCACUUGUGAGCUGCACCGCUGCUUAUUUAAGGUCGUCCACCAAACUAACCAAAGCAGAGGGCGUCGGAAUUGGGAGAUCACUAUGGGGUGACCAGUAAUGCUGCAGUUGGACAGCUGUUCAGUCCUAUUAUUAUUAUUAUUUAAAUGUGAUUAAAAGUAACCGGUCAAUCAGGUGGCACGAUCUCACGGGUUUUGUGCGUGACAGAGUUCCUUUUUCACUCCGUGUGUUUGCACCCGCGUGGUGUUCACAGUCCAGAGUGGCAGCACACCUCCAAUAUAAUAAAUGCAGACAAGACGCCUGUCAGCUGAUGUGUGAUUGGGAAUUUUUUUUUUUGUAGCACAGCCGGACUUUGAUCGCGAUCCGCGUGCAAUGCUGCCACCUGGCGGUCCUUGGCUACACUGCACUGCCGUUCUCCGACUGUCUUGACCCACUUGUUUGCCAACCUGAGGUCCUUGCUGCACAGUUUUCCGUAACGGCUUCUGAAAUGAACCCCACUAAUAAUUCAUUCAUUAUGUAACGGACUAAGGGGGUCUUACAGGAGAAGCUACCAAUUUUGUAUUUUUUGUCAACGGCUCUGAGAAGACAUGCAGCCUGACAGGUCUAACGGGAAUCUGCUGUUUUCGGGUUAGACACGGAGCCCCUCAAGCCGUUCAUAUGUGUGCGCCCGUGGUGCGAUUUAUUACCUUCACCAUAAAUAAAGGAUUAGCUAAGCAGCCAACGGUAACCUUAAAUAAAGAAAAGUGCGUUGCCCGAGCUGUCUGUUCAUAAAAUCGGAUUGAAACGCCUGUUGAAAAGCUUUGUCUGGGAAUGUGGCGAAGUCUAAUCUGCGCCUCUAAUCAUUUUGUAAACUUGCUCGUUUCUGUCGGCUCCAAUUCUUCUCCCUUUAAUUACCUUGAAGAGUUCAUUUAUUGGACAAUAAAUGGGAUUUUUUUUUUGUAACUAUUGUGGAUCCAGCCUACCUGUGCAAUUUGAAAUAAAAACUUUACAUCCUCCUCAAAAUACCGUUUGUGCA